AUGACACCAAGCAAAACAACAACGGCCAAUGCUUCCUCUUCAUCAUCCUUCGGAAAUGCCAACAACAUCAAUCAUUCCAUCAGCACCAACAACCAUAAUCAUAACAUCAUGAAUAACUCCACUACCACCACCACCACCAGCACCACAACAACAUCAACGACCGGAAAUUCCCUUCUCACAACCAUCAAACGAAAAUUCGCUCCUUCCUUGAAAAACAAAUCCUCUUCUCCCAACAUCCAAAAGUUCAGUUCUAGAACAACUUCCUCUCAUCGUGUUGAUGAUGAUGAUCCUGUUCAUGAACAAGAGCGUUCGGCUGUAUACGGAGGCAAGACCAAACACAAGUCUAAAUCAGCUCCUAAUUUAAAGAGUAAUAAUCAUAAUAAUAAUAACGGCAACAAUACGAAUAAUAGUAGUAGUAAUGGUGCUGGUGCUUCUUCUUCCUCUUCAGUCAUUGUUCAUUCUCCUUCAUCCCCUCUCCCGGAAAACACCACCACCACUCCAACAACAACCCAUCCCUUCUUGAUGAUGAAUCAUGGUAGUCCCAUUACCAAUAACAACAACAAUAACAAUAGCAGUAGUAAUAGUCCUACUCCAACGAAACGUAAAAUUCCUCUUCUUUCCUUGUUCACGAACACCACUUCUGCGACACUUCCAACAGCAACAACGACCAAAGAAGCUUUGGAAACCUUCUUUGAUGAAACUUUGCAGGUCAGUCAGACUGGUCGUGAUGAUGGUUCAAGCACUGGAGGAUUGACCUCUCCGAGAAUUUCCAUCGCUCCGAGACGUACAAAAUCCAUGGAUCGAACAUGGAGUGGUGGUGCUAGUGGUGGCCAUCAUACGACGAUCACCACCACCACCAACAAUUCAUCAACAACAUCCAUAACCACAACAUCCAUAACAACUGCAUUAGGCUCUACAAUGACUCCACAAACCAGUGGUGAAUCAGCAACUUCACCCUAUUCACCACGAGUGUCCUUUCAACGAUUGACAGUGGGAUCCUUCAUGGAUCAUGAAAAUUCAUUGAUGAUGCCACAACAUUCUGAAGAUUAUCUUUCCAAUGAUCAUUCUCACAACAACAUUAAUACUAGUCAUGCCAAUACUGUGAUUGAAGAUGAAUAUUCACAAAUUAUGAAUUCGGAAAUUGGACGUGAAAUUUUCUUUCAAUACAUCCAAAAAUCAGCGCAUUUGGAACAAAUUGAAUUUUUACAAGACACGAUUCGAUUGUAUCAAGACAAUGCAUUAUUAUUAAUGACGACGUCGAAUUCUGCAGGAUUGCUACCAAAUUCAGCACGAUCACCAGUUUCUCCAAGAGGAAGAAGAAAUUCCAAUUCAUUGUACCAUCAUGACACAAAUUUCAAUUCAACAAGUGCAGUCACUGCCACGACGACACAAACGUCAUUUUCUCAACCAACAAGUUCAUUUGGAUAUUUAUCAUCGUCAAUGACAGACGCAAAUACUUCUUCAUCAUCGCUCAGUAGUGGUGGAACGACCGAUGACACGAACUUUUCACAAACGAAAUCGUCGUCUGUGAGUGCCAUCGUUGGAAAUUCUUCACCCAUUGGAGGUUUAAAGAAACUUGUGAAAUCCAAGACACGUGCAAACAGUACUUCCUCAGAUCCCAAUGAUAAGACAUUCAUUUCAACUUCGGAAAUUUUAAUGAAAUACAAGCAACAACAGUUACAAAAUAUUCAACAGUCACUCCUUCAACAGCAACAACAAAAUUCACCACAGUCAACUUUUUCUCAAAAUGGAACGUUCCAACAAUCUCAUAUUUAUAAUGAAAAACUGCGCUUUUUAAAUACUCAUGUUUAUCCAGAAAAUGCACAAGUUUCAGAAAUUCCUCAUCAUCUCUAUUGCGACAUGUUUGUGAGUGAGGAUGAAUUUAUUGAAAUUUUUAGAGAUUUAAUUAAUAACAUUAAUUUACAACUUAAAUUAGAAUGUUUUAGAGAUUUUAGAAAAUCACCCAAAUAUUUGGAAGCAGUCGUAAGUGAAAGCAGUAACGACGUGAGUAGCGUGACUGGAAUUUUGAGUAGUCAAAGCAAGUAUCCCAUCGACACGAUUGCAACUCCUAGAAGAUUUUUCAAUAAGCGACGACUUUCAGAGAAUGACCUUUCGCAUCUAAAGAGUGAUUCAAUAUCAUUCAAUAACCAUGCAUUGUUACUUUCUCCAAGAAGAGACUCUACGGCUGGUUCGAGUACAAGUGGUCACCACUCGUGGCUGCAACGUGAGCAAAAGUCAAGCGCUCGAUCCUUGUUGAGAAAUAUGAAAAAUCCACUCGAAUUGUUUAUGGUAUUGCACAAUAGGUGA
Naegleria fowleri is the source of this 2307-nucleotide messenger RNA. RefSeq lists its product as uncharacterized. Bases 1 to 2307 code for a protein of 768 amino acids. The record is from RefSeq and is a predicted model, not a curated record. NCBI's taxonomy places the organism in Eukaryota, Heterolobosea, Eutetramitea, Acrasida, Naegleriidae. The transcript is spliced from 2 exons.